This is a messenger RNA of Dermacentor silvarum, 5335 nucleotides long. RefSeq names its product protein arginine N-methyltransferase 6. The transcript is spliced from 13 exons. The coding region runs from base 226 to 1308 and encodes 360 amino acids. NCBI's taxonomy places the organism in Eukaryota, Metazoa, Arthropoda, Arachnida, Ixodida, Ixodidae. Gene Ontology annotation, biological process: peptidyl-arginine methylation. The record is from RefSeq and is a predicted model, not a curated record. Gene Ontology annotation, molecular function: protein-arginine N-methyltransferase activity.
UUAAACUGUAGGCGGGCAUUCACUGCUUGACAAGUGCGCGUACCGAGAAGAUCCCGCAUGGUAUCAUUUUUCCGCCGCAACUUUUGUAUGGAACCUUGCCAAAGUGGUUUUGCGCCCGUCAUUAUAAUUUAUUAUGUCAAUGUAAACGUACAAGUGCGCCCUGAAGGUGUUUACUAGUGGAUCACCACUGUAAUCGCUAGUCGCUUCCCAAGGUCUUGUAAGAAAAUGGACGCUGUCAGCAACGGGUCCCUGCAGCCAGAUUUGAAGCGAAAACGUUCCGACGCUGAAGAGCAAAGCGACGAAACGCUCAAGUUGAGGACAAAACAUGACAACGAAUACUUCAAGUGCUACGCCGGACUGGACAUUCACAGAGAGAUGAUCGGUGAUUUUGCGAGGACGUUUACGUAUAGGAAGGCGAUAUUGAACAACUACAACUGCAUCUAUCAGCGGUCUGUCUUGGACCUAGGAGCCGGCACAGGCAUCCUUAGCAUGUUCUGCGCUCAAGCGGGGGCCAGAAAAGUUUAUGCCGUUGAGGCCAGCGGUGUGGCCGAGGUAGCGAGGAAGGUUGUGUCGUCAAAUAAAGUUGAAGACCAAGUCGUGGUUGUUCAGAGCAAAGUAGAGGAAGCAACACUGCCUGAAAAAGUCGAUGUUAUCGUCAGUGAAUGGAUGGGUUACAUGCUCCUCUACGAGUCCAUGCUUCAGUCGGUAAUAUUUGCCAGAGACAAGUGGCUGAACAAGGAUGGUGUUCUCCUUCCAGAAAAAGCUCGUAUGUUUAUUGCUCCUCUGACUGAUCCGGACGAAGGCUUUGAGAGGAUUGAUUUCUGGAAAAUGGUGAAGGACAACUUUCAUGUGGACAUGUCUUGCGUAACUGAGUUCGCAAAGGCGGAGAUGUACAAACACAUCACGGUGAAAACUGUAGAUGCGGAGAAUGUGAUCUCAAGAGGCACUUGCUUUCUCGAGCUGGACCUCUACACUGUCAAGUCUGAAGACCUCCAGUGCAUUAAAGAAAACUUCAUGUGUUGUUGCUAUGGCCAUGGCAGGGUUCACGCCUUUGUCAUUUGGUUUUCAGUGGAAUUUCCUCGGGAUGUGAUUCUUUCCACAUCACCUUAUGACUCUGAGACGCAUUGGCAGCAGACAGUUCUCUACAUAAACCCUGUUGAUGUCAAGCAGGACUCAGAGAUUCGAGGAACUGUCACAAUCAAUCCAAGUGCUGACCACCAUCGAAUGUUGGACGUGGAGCUGGCCUUCACCGUGGAUGGCAGACAGGCACGAAAGCAACUGUACCGAAUGAGCGAGUGCGGUCCUUGAAUGCUGGAAUUUUAAUCUCUCCUGGCGGUUUUCUUGCCAGUGCUGUUUCACCAUGUGUAUUUAUUUGACAUGGCAUGUACAGUGGAAGGCGACAACCCUUCAACGUCACAGAAAUAAACCCAUAUAUGUUUAACUUUCACUUCAUCAAAAAUCCAGAGGUUGCAUUGUGUCUGUGUUUGAGUGCCGUUGCAUAGAAGUAAAAAAAAUCUGUCCCACGUAAAUCUUGCCGUGCUUAUCUCUGCCUAAUUUAUUGAUGAUAUGAGGAGUUCAUCAUCAUUUCAAUGGUGUGCAGAGUCGGAUAGGAAGUAAAAUUAGACGGCAACUCAAAGUGGUAGAUACAGUCAAACGUCAAUACAUAACGAAGCCCGAUAUAAUUAAUUAUCGAAUACUGUAAGAAAGUAAAUCUGAAAUUUGUUUUUUCAUGCUUUAUUUCAAUUGAGUGUUUUACUGUAACAAAAACAAAAAUGCUUGAUCUGAUAUGGUAUCAAUUACAAUGAAGCUAAUUCUUGUUUUCGCAUGGCACAGAAUAUCAUUCUGCUAGCAAAAAUUUACAAGUACAGUCGCCAACCAGAAUUACAGACGGAUGAUUUUUCAGACUUCCCUACGGCACUGCCACCUGCCCCUAGAGCUCGUGUAAUGGCAACCGAAUUUUCAGAUGCUGCUCAAGUUUUUUAUGUGAUCUUCGCACGCACUACAGGAAACGUUGUGAGCAGAGUUGCCGUCAUGUCAACUCGGCAUCAAGCUGCAACUUUGUUUGCUGGCUGAUCGCCGACUGUAGCUGACUUUUUGUCUGCUGACUGGAGCAGCACAGGUUACGCCUAGUACCUUAGGCAGUAUGAGAGUGAUGAAAAUUUCUUGAUGGCCUCGGAGCGGCUGGUGACAUGUCAUCGUUGGACACUUGCUGUCAAUAUGUCAUAUCAGUAGACAUCAGUGAUUAAGCAUUAAAUUGCACGCAUGGGCUUGACUGACAAAUACACUGACAGCCGUAAUAGUGUAGUUCGGGCCCAAGUGUGGCCCCCUCCAUGUCCGACCAACCCAAAAGUUUGUCGGCAAAUGUGCUCAGCACAGCCAACUUCAAACGGCAUAUUCGGAAUGCCGUAUUUUCCUGACUAUGUAUAUAUGUAGUCCUAGGAGGCCAAUUUGUGUCUAAAAAAAAGUCGCAGUUUCACCCGAAAGGCGAAGCAUCAAUUGCGAUAGCAAAUUAGUAGAGAGCUAUUCGGAGUAGGGAUAGUAGUUUUAUCGGCUGCAUAAACUUCGACACAUCCGUUUACUAACUGAAUUAACAAGCGUGGUGUUAGCGCGCACAAGCAAACAUGAAUAGAUCACACUGAAUGACCGCAGACAACGACUGUCAAAACGCUGGCAGCAAUCGCAGCCGCCGCAGCGGGCAAGGUUCGUGCGGUCUAUCGCUUCAAAGGAAACUGAGCGGCGGAUGCACAGCGCAUACAAAGGUCAGAGCUGUGUGGAGAUAAGAGACCGUGCGGGCGACGGCCACAGCCGGGCAAACGAAUGGAGUUGUUGGCAGAGUAGAAGCUGCGCGCCGCCCCCCCCCCCCCCCCUCCUCCCUCCCGCGCUGCCUUACCGCUUUCUUGCUUUCGCGUGGGAGAUUAAGUGGCAAGUACCCCUUACGCCCGAUUGCAAGAUAUGCCUUUGGUGCCGGAGCACAGCGUCACCCGCCUCCCUCCCUUUCAUACCCCCACGGCCUUUCGCGCGACGGUCGCGUUUGCUUUCGGCCGUGCGUUCGCUCUCCGUGAUAGCGAGCGCGUCCCCCGCGUGCUUUCGUUCGCGCAUACGGCGCGCGGCGACGAUUUUAUCGCCCUUGGCAUCUAUACGGAACCUCACGGCGACGCCGACGGCAGAAAUCCGGUUGAAGUGUCCAUAUAAUUGCUAUCGCAAUAAUAAGUUUUUUCGAUAGUCCGCCUCCACUGUAUAGUCCGCAGAGACGAACCAGUAUGCAGUUGAGAAGCAAAGCAAAGGUUAAGUCUCUGCCCUUUAUUGCACUUCAUAUAGUAGCCAAUCCUUAAGCCCGUCAAAAUCACUCAUCGUGGCUGUCAGAACAAAACAAGUCGAGCAUGUUGGAUGCGACGAACGCCUCCCCAAUGUAUUUAUUGCCUUCAGAAUCUGACAUAGCUGUUAGAGCAGUUUUCAGUCUGGCUUUCGUAAAACUGUUGACCUGUGAUGGUAUCGCUCGUGCUGCCGCAACUGCUGCAUCUGUUGGGGCGCAAAGCAGUGGUGCGAAUUGUAAGCUUGGCUAGUGGCAACAGUUAAAUAUCAAGUUCACAACAAGUCUGCUGCACAUUUUGAGGUGCAUUGGCAGCUAGAGCCAGAAAUCUUGAGGUUUCAGCCCUGUAUAUGUGCUGUGAGCAUGUGCUUCUGGCUAGGAGUGAGCUUGCUAGUGUCUUCUAUUGCAAAGGGUAGGACCAUAGCGCCUGGCUCUUCACUACAUAAAGGUUUUCUGUUAUGGGAAUCAUAAGAAUGAAAUUGUAGCUGUGUCUUAUUUUAGUGUAAGCCAAGUAUCAUUAAAGCUUGUUUCUAUGAUGUGCGGGGUCUACUGUAUUAGUGUUAGUGAGGAUGCAUGCAUUGUGCCAUCUGUAGUUUGAGAAGCAAAAUGCGUUUCCCUAUGGCAAAGGCUCGUUGAAGUGAUAAUUCCGUAGAGACUUGAUAGAUGAAGUUUGCAUGAAACUCAUUGAACAAAAUCAUGUUGGCAUCUCCUCACAUUCUCGCUGCUGCCGUCAUAGACGAAGACUAUAGGAGAUGUACACCAUAGGAGGGGGUGUUCAGAACAUGUGAUCAUCCCCAAUUUUUGUUUUUUUCAUAGGCAUGUGUUUGUUUGAUUUCAGCUUGUCGAACUUGAAUUUGUUGUCAAAUCUUGUUAUAAUACGGUUAUAAUAAAUCAAUCUAAAAUGUGUUUUUUUUUUGCCAUAUCAGCACGUAAUUAAUAUUGGAUAUAACAAAGGUAUAUUUGUGUUGGAUGAGGCUUCGUUGUAUUGAGGUUUGACUUUAUUGGACUACAUUUGAGUGGGACACCCUGUACAUAAUUGAAAAAUUGAUGCAUGUGUGUAGUUUUUUUUAUUUCAGAAGACUAAGUUGAACUUCGGCGUCCUUGACAGGCUGCCUGGUUUGAGCCCUGCUUUUUUGUGUGCCUGCAUUGGACACCUUUGACAUAUUUUGAUACGGCUGUAGCUUGAGUGUAGAAUGUCAGUUUUACAGUCUUGGCAACUGUAUAUUGGAGUUGUAUGAAGUUAAACCUAUUCUCAUCAUGUGGAGCGAAGCAGCAUUGAGAGAUACAAAUUAUGAUGUGUUUUGAUAGCAUUGUGCCAUAUAUUAGGUAAGAACGUGCAUUUUUGCUACUGCUGCUAUUGCAGUUUACUGAUGGCAUUGCUACCUCCCUCCCGUAUGUGACAUGUCUUGAGGGCAGUGAUCUUUUAAACCUUUUUCGUACCUUACUUGAUUAUGCAGGGUUCGGCCUGCAAACUUGCAUGGCCAGAGUUUUCAUUUUUUUUUUACUUCAUAGAACAUAUAGCGACUUUAUUCAUUCAUGUACAGUACAUGUACAAUAAAACAAAACUGCUAUUCAAAUGGCCAGUCUUCUUUUAUGUUUUUCAUAACUUUGUGACCACUUGCAGUUUUACGCACCAUAGUUGGUGCAUCCCGGUAAUGCCAAAAGAUGACCUAGGUCGGGAUUUAAUCAAAAACAGCCAGGAAGGGCUGAGAAGUUUCUUGCAGAUGUUCUCACCCCCUUACACUUUAAGCUGCACACCUUUCGCUAAGCCUUUAGCACAUUGUUAAAGACAGGUUGAUGGAUAUUCUUUUUAGUGCAGAAAUUGUGUAGUUCGUUAGUAUAUAUAUCCGGUAUCUCCGGUAUGAAAUGAUGUGGGCUGCUGAUGUGGGCAUGAGGCUGCUCAUUGCCAGGCAUCUGUUGAGUAAAUUGGUAUGCAACGGGCAGUUUAAAUGGGUAAGUUAAAGCUAACAUAUUUGUAUUGUUGAAUAUGAACAGAUGCUGAAUAAACAUGAUUUUGCCGGCUGC